Histoplasma mississippiense is the source of this 2223-nucleotide messenger RNA. RefSeq lists its product with no specific name. The coding region runs from base 1 to 2223 and encodes 740 amino acids. The record is from RefSeq and is a predicted model, not a curated record. The transcript is spliced from 5 exons. NCBI's taxonomy places the organism in Eukaryota, Fungi, Ascomycota, Eurotiomycetes, Onygenales, Ajellomycetaceae.
AUGGAGCGAUCCAUGUUCACUGAUGUGGAACUACAACUGACAACAGAGCAGAGCACAAAAUACCAGGGAACUGUUAAAAUCAAUCUGAGCCAAAUUGCCUUCCAUCCGUCUCUAUCCCGCGAGCUCGACCAAAAAAAUGUAGAGCGAUUAUGUGAAAUCUUCAACAGGGAUGACUGUCAAUGGCUGGACAUUCAGCAUCAUGUCACCGCUGUCGUCUCCCAGCAACACCUUGCGAACACCCUCCAUGCAGCACAUGUGACAGCCCAUGCGCUGUUGACUAAUCCUUCUGACCGAUACCCCCAGCUGCAGUUCCCCACAGGACAGAUACGGUGUGUUCACAGUCAACAUUGUCUGAAAGCUGACAUCAGCUCUGACCUUCAAGCGUCCCUUGUUGACAAAUAUUCCAACAAAAAACCACCAAGCGAUGGCGAAGUCUACCGGAAAGUCCGCCAAUAUCAAUAUGAGGCAAAUGCCCGCUUUGAGGAACGGUGGAAGUCUCGGCUAUCAAGCAACAAAGCCAAGCAGCUUCGGCAACUCUCUUCACCUGCGCACAUCGAUGAAAUCAUCACUUACCUGGCACACGUGAAGCAAUUCUGGUCCUCUCUCAUGGACGAUGACCGCAAUAAGAUGAUGAAAAUCGACCUACAUACGGUGGAGAUCCUACAGCUUUUGGCCCCUGGGCUUUCUCACAAGGAUGCGAAGACUGUGCGCCUUAAACCUCCCGAUCCCGCGGUCAAGUAUUGUAUGAUCCAGACAUCGGAGACUGGCCAUCGACGUUCGGGCUCUCCGACCCAACGUGCAGAGCUUGGGUACCGACAGCUUUGGCUGUACACUAUGCGCCAUUAUCUGAAAAUGCCCAGGGAGCCAGAGAGUGACGAUCUUGUGGCGAAACCUGGUCACGAAAAGGCUGAUGAGACAGCGCUCCAUGAGAUGGCUGUCCUUGCACAAAAACUUGGUUUUGACUCUCCACAAAUCACAGAUCUCAUCGAGCUUUCUCCCGAUCAUCAGAUCAUGCGGGCUGUCCUUCUGAAAGCACAGGAUCCUGAGCGGUUUCGAUACAAGAGUGGGGUAUUUGAGACCCUUAUUGGUCGCAUUGCAGAGUGCUUCUCUCUUGCCGUCCCCGUUGAGCGCCAGCUCUCUUGCGAUUUCACCCCUGGCAGUGAGGCGAAGCCAUAUGCUCGGUGUGGGCUCCCGCACGCCAGAGCGCAGCAGCAAGACCAUCGGUUUCUCUUCAUCGACCAACUGCAUACCGAUGAGAUUCCGGCGGCCGGGAAGGUCUCCACAUUGUUCGCUCCUUUGCUGGAAAACGAUGGUUAUACCACUAUUGACCAUGGCGAGCUAGGUCCAAUGCAGCUAGAGGUGGCACAGAGGGCCACUGCCGAAGAAACCCGAGUCCACACAGAAGUGGAAGAACGGGAGAUCGCCUUGCAGGCCGAACAAGCACGAGAACAGGCUGCCGACGAAGCCCAGCGUCAAACAGAGGCUGAAGAGAUGGCAGCGGCUGAGGCUGCCAAGAGGCUUGCCCAAUGUCAGAAGGAAGCCGAAGAAAGAGCAUUCAUCGAGCGCUAUGCUGCGGAACAAGAACAGUUUCGACAAGAACAACUGAGACAGGAGGAGGAAAGGGUGGCUGCCAAACAAUAUGCUGUGGAACUAGAACAGCUUCGCCAGCGGGAGGAGGAAAAAUUGGCCGCUGAACGAUAUGCCGCAGAACAAGAACAACUGAGGCAGGAAGAGGAGGAGGCAAGAGUGGCCGUUGAACGAUAUGCUGGGGAACAGGAACAGCUUCGGCGAGACGCGGAAGAAGCUGCAGCUGAGCAAGUUAAACGAGAGCAAAUUCAGCGUGAACAGGAGGAAAGGCAUACUGUCGAGAGAGCUGAACAGGAACAGGUUCAAAAGGAGGCUGAGGAAAGGGCAGCUAUUGGGCACGCGGCUGGAAAGGCGCGUCUUCAACAAGAAGCGGAAGAAAGAGCCGUUGCUGAGCAAGCAGAUCAUGAGCGGCCUGCAAGAGAGGCAGCGGAGCCAGUACAGCUGCAGCUGGAGGAAGAAGAGAGGGCGGCUGUGCCAACAGCCGCAGAGGAGACGCACACCCCACAGCCCGUCACACAGCUCGACUUCACACCCUUCAUGCCCAUUAAGAGUGAUGGCGCUCACAGCACCGUUGACCCUGCAAGCACGGAGCGAGCGACGAACGUCGCAGACCCCCCUCCAGAAGUUGAGAGUUGA